UCUCCCUCGUGUCGCCGGCGUUGUCAGGUGCCCGAAAGCCACCGGUGUCGUUGCACGGCUCAGGCGGGUGUUGGAGGAGCCUGUCUGCAGCAUCAGGUGUCCUUAGCGCAGUAUAGGUACAAUGCCUCUCGUUAAAGGAAGGAGUCGUGUGUUUGUUUCAUCAGUGUAGCACUAGCAAACCCAUAAAUUGGCCGACUAACUCCUUAUUUGCUGCGCUUGUGGACUGAAAAGUAGUGUUUGUACCUUCUUCUAGCGUUGAAGAGGUUUUUAAGACUGAUGUGAUGCUGAUCACUGGAAAGAUGUUGAUUAGAUAGUAAAAAAUUUUUAUCUAAUAUCUUUUUGUUCUUCCAUCUCUUAACCAACUGUAAUUAGUGAGGGGAUUUGAAGUACUGGAAGGGUAGCUGCAGUGGUUGGAUUGGAGGCAUCCAUGUUGCAGGGAUAAAUGAGAUAGACUUGGAAUGGUUUCAGUUGAUGCUGGCAGAGUUGGAAUUUCUUUUUGACUUGAUCAGCAGGGCUUAAAUCUGGUAUACAAAACAGAUUGGCUUCAAGUGACAAGGAGUUGCUGUGAGGGAAUAUAAGCAAUAGAAAAUUGGAGGCUGCCUUCUUCUUGCAUUUUUACGGAUCUCAAGCAAUAUUUAUAGAAUCAUAGAAUACUGAAAGUUGAAGGGACCUCUGAAGGCCAUCUUGUCCAACUUCUGCAAUGAACAGGGACAUCCAAAUCUAGAUCAGGUUGCCUAAUUGUUAAAUUAUUGAUUAAAAAUCAGGAAAGUGACUUCUGGUGGCACUGCAGAGCCACGUACUGUUGUGUUUUUGCUUCAUCGUGGAUCAGCAGCAAACCUGUCAGAACAGUUGUGGAGCCAUGCACUGGUCAGCUGUGGACAGAAAUACGUAAUGGUCAGGGGAGUUUGGUUCAGCAGGAGUCAAACAGGAGACCAGCAUGAAAUCCCAGGGUACUUCUGUAGGCUUGACACAUCCUUAGGUUUCUAAGGUUCCCGUUCUGUAAGCGAAGUUGUGUGUAUUUCUUCAUAUGGUAUUUAAAUGCAAUGACUGUUACCAAAAUAGCUGCUGUAUAAUUAGAAGGCAGUAAUAGACUUUAAAAUCUGUAUUUGCAGUUCACUUCUGUCAUGCUGUGUGCAUGUGAAGCCUGGGUUAGAGAAAUAUACAUUCUGGGAAGCAAAUGAUUAGCAUAAAUUUAGUACGCUUUUGGAAGUUCAAGCCAGAGCAUAGGGAGAGUUGGCAGUACUGUGACCAAAGCUCUCCCUGGUAGCUGAACAGCAGAAAACUGGCAAGUCAGGCUUCCUUUCUGUCAGUGGGAGACAUGGGACAGGUCAGUGGAAAAACUUUGAUCAGUACAGAUCAAGACGAUAAACACUGGUUUGUAAGGGAUGAAGAAGAUACUGUGCUAGAGAGCCUCUGGAGUGAUAAAAUGUGUUAUUUUAACUUAUUUUCAGUGCUUUACAUAUUCUGUGUCAGAGAGGCAGGGUCUGUUCCCGGUUGCCUUAGAAGAGAAGAGCGUUGCUUGCUUCCUUACAACACAGAGAAUGGAGUGUAUUCCUCUGUUUCCAGAUGCUUCUCAACUGAUGAUCAGAAUUCUGUGGCAGAACCUGUGGAAAGCGUGGAGGAAGGGUGAUAGAACUAGUGCUUAAAGAAUAAGAAUGCUUAGGACUGCUGGGAGCCUUGUAUAAGAUGAUUUGUUGUGAUCCUUUCUAGGAAGAAGUUGAAACUUCAUAAAAGAUGAGAGGAAGGAAGUAGAUGGCCAUUAGCUCUCCACUUCCCACAAAAGAGUGUAAUUCCUUUUUUUCCCCUGUGGAAUUGCUUUUUGUCAAGUAUGAUGUUGUAAGAGUCUUCCUGAGAAUUAAACAUAAUGGAUAAGAUUUAGGAAGUGUGUCCACAGAUAUUGUAAUUGGAUAUGUAAAUGGAGAUAAGGAGUAUAAUGUCAGAGUAAUCUUUCUCCAGGGGAGUGAAAACAUAGGAGGAAAACUUAGGUGUAGGAAGAAGUACUAAUAUUUUUCUUGGAUACUUGGGUUUUGAUCUAGCUUUGGAUUAUUGUACGUGGCUCUGUUCUGUUGAUGAAAGAAAACACAGCUGGUGUACUCCUUCAACUGACUAGCUUUAAUUUAUAAUCUUUAAAACUUACUAGGGUAGAUGGGCUGUUGGUAGCAGACACAUUUUCUACCACUCUUAUCAGAUAAGCCAGAAAAUCGUUGUGUAGACUCCUGUGGCUAUUUGUAGAUACCCACAAUGUGUAUAUAUAUAUUCACAAGUGUAAUAAAAUUGUGUGUGAAAAGGGGGAGAAGAAACAUCCUGCUAGAAACAACCCGCUGCUGGCUUCUGCUUGUCUGAGAAAAAUCUGCUGUUUAUGACUUCUUGCAUUUUCUCAUCUAAAACGUAUUUUUAAAACCUGUCUGUUAUCUCAGUUGUUUUGGAAUCUUUCUGUUAGAUAUAUUAUCUCUUCAGCCUUACGGAGAGACUGCAUUUUCUUCCUGUCACAUCUGGCUCUGUCAGCUGGAAUCUCAGGAUCUGUAGGAAGAGAAAUCUCCAUAAAAUACUUGAGGAGUGUGGCACAACUGUAGCAUGCUGUAUGCUAACUGUUGCCUUAACUUCUAUGUGAAACUGUGUUUUCUGUCUGGAUAUUUUUUUCCACUUCCCUCCUGCUAUUUGAGUGGGUGUAAAAGCUACCAACCAUAUCUAUGCUGAACUUCAAAGUAUGGUAUAGCUUACUUUGUUCUAGCUCAACACCCUGUGUAUAAACAAGCGCCUCUUCCUCUUCUUUUCCAAGACCUGCUAAAUCUGUGUACUUCAUAUUCAAUUCCAGUCCGAAGCUCCAGGCUGCCACUGUUGUCUGAUGCCAUGCCAGCACCAACUCAUCUGUUUCCAUUGAUUCGUAACUGUGAGAUUAGCAGAAUAUGCAGUACUAUGUGUUACUGCCACCAUAAACAUCUGUGUUGUUUCUCGUCUCAUUUUGCUCAUGGUCACUUCAGAUAUGCACCUCAGAAGAAAUUUGCAGCACUCUAUAGGCCAAAGGAGAACUUCUAUCAGUUUAUUCACGCGAGGGAUUAUGCUUCUACACCACAGAGGUUUUACCUCACUCCUCCACAGGUCAACAGCAUUCUGAAGGCAAAUGAAUACAGUUUUAAAGUUCCAGAAUUUGAUGGUAAAAAUGUAAGUUCUGUCCUUGGCUUUGAUAGCAACCAGUUGCCUGCCAAUGCUCCAAUAGAAGACCGGAGGAGUGCUGCCACUUGCUUACAGACAAGAGGGAUGCUUCUGGGUGUGUUUGAUGGCCACGCAGGUUGUGCUUGUGCUCAAGCUGUCAGUGAAAGACUGUUUUACUACAUUGCUGUCUCCUUGUUACCUCAUGAGACUUUACUUGAAAUAGAAAAUGCUGUGGAAAGUGGUAGAGCUCUCUUACCCAUUUUACAGUGGCACAAGCAUCCCAAUGAUUACUUUAGCAAAGAAGCUUCCAAGCUUUAUUUCAACAGUCUAAGAACUUACUGGCAGGAGCUCAUUGAUCUCAAUAGCGGAGAGACUACUGAUGUGAAAGAAGCUUUAAUUAAUGCUUUUAAGAGGCUUGACAAUGAUAUUUCUCUGGAAGCUCAAGUGGGAGACCCAAAUUCUUUUCUCAACUACCUAGUACUAAGAGUAGCAUUUUCUGGUGCAACAGCCUGCGUAGCCCAUGUAGAUGGUGUUGACUUGCACGUGGCAAACACAGGAGACAGUAGGGCAAUGCUUGGGGUUCAGGAAGAAGAUGGAUCUUGGUCUGCGGUUAAUCUCUCCUAUGACCACAAUGCACAAAAUGAACGUGAAGUGGAACGUGUGAAAACAGAGCAUCCGAAGUCUGAAGAAAAAAGUCUUGUGAAACAAGAUCGUCUCUUAGGCCUUCUGAUGCCUUUCAGAGCUUUUGGUGAUGUGAAGUUUAAGUGGAGUAUUGAACUGCAGAAGAGAGUAGUCGAAUCGGGCCCAGAUCAGCUAAAUGACAAUGAAUAUACAAAGUUUAUCCCUCCAAAUUAUCACACUCCCCCAUACCUCACAGCUGAGCCAGAAGUCAUACAUCACAAAUUAAGGCCACAGGAUAAGUUUCUGGUUUUGGCCACGGAUGGGCUGUGGGAGACUAUGCACAGGCAAGACGUGGCUAGAAUCGUUGGGGAGUAUCUCACUGGUGUUCACCAUCAACAGCCAAUAGCUGUUGGUGGUUAUAAGGUAACUCUGGGACAGAUGCAUGGUCUCUUAACAGAAAGAAGAGCAAAGAUCUCUUCAGUAUUUGAAGAUCAGAAUGCAGCGACUCACCUGAUACGCCACGCAGUGGGCAAUAACGAGUUUGGCACUGUGGAUCAUGAGCGACUGUCCAAGAUGCUUAGUCUUCCAGAAGAGUUGGCUCGAAUGUAUAGAGAUGACAUUACAAUUAUUGUGGUGCAGUUCAACUCGCAUGUUAUAGGCGCAUAUCAAAAUGGGGAACUGUGAAUUUUAACGUAGUGAACUAGUUACCAAAGCUGUAACAAUGGCCAGUAUGAGCAGCAGAUGGGAUAAAAAGACAAAUUCAAUAAGCAAACAAAUGUCUUGCUGGCUAGAUUUAACAUAUCUAUUGUUUCUGCCUUCCCCCAGAGCUCUAAAUACAAGAGAAGUGCUAUUGACCUAAUAUAAACUUGAAGAGGAUGUCUGGGAAAAGAGAUUUUUGUAAUAACUUUGCACUAUUGAUUUCAUGAAUGCUGCUAGAAUAAUGUUUUUAAUUUGGCAGAGCUGAAUGAGGGAGGGAAGGAGGAUAAAGGAUUAAAUGUCAAGCAUCUGGUUGUUCAAGAAAAAGCCUGUUAACAUCUGAAAAUAUUCACACUCUUAAAAGAUGAGUAACAAGGAAUAUUUUUGCAAGAAUUCUCCCUGUAAGAAUUCAAAAUAAGUGUUGGUUAUCUGUGAGUAUAUUGUCAGCCAUUUCCUCUGAACAGGAGGAUGACUUUACCAUGUAGGUCUUCAACGUAACAAAUUGUCUGUCUUUCAUAUAGACAAUGUCAUUCACUUAAGAAUAUUUGUCUAAGUGUUGACUUUCAAUGCAGGUCUAAGCCAUAAUCAAUACUUGAGAUUCUGUUAUAGUUUAAUUGUAUCUUAUACACAGUAACUUCUAAAUGUCUGUGCAUCAGUUGCUUCUGGGCUUGUGGAUUCCUGCACAACUUGUAGGGCAAUAAUACAUUACAACAUGCAGUAAAACAUCAAGUGAAGUUGUGGAGUACCUCAGUAUGAAGAAAGCUUCAGGCUCUUUGAAGAGUCAGUGUUGCUGGUCAAGACCAUUGGGUUUCCUAAAGGUCAUGUCCUUUAUGGACUGCAGUCCUAUCUGGUAUUACUUACAUGGGAGGAUAAAUUUUCACCUGAGAAGAUCAGGAAAUCAUUGCUAACCUCAUUGUGGCUUUGUAAUUUGCACUCAUUUUCUCUUUGCCUAUUUCAAAUAGUGACAUAUUGGAUGUCUUGCACUUGAACACAUAUUUGUAAGUAUGUCAGGUUGAAAACUACAGAUUACAAAAUGAAGUAUGGUUUGUAAAUACAAUUUCAGUUGGAAAACUAACUGGCAUGCAUGUAUAUGUUUAAUGGCUUUUUCUAGCAACUUUAUUAGCAGCUUUUUAAUCUCUGGACAGCUGGUGUAUGCAUGUUCUUACAGUCCAGAAUGUGUUAUCACAACAGUCUCUUGAAUGAGUCUCUCUGGCUUGUGGUUGAAUUUGAACUUUAAAGGUAGUGUCCUGGGCUAUAACUUGUGUGCCUAAUGUUGUUGGGCUCAUAACUGUAAAAAGUAGGGGCUGACAACUUAUCUAAUGAUCAUCUUUGCAUCUGUUUUAGGUAUGUUGCAUUGUAUAGCUUACUCUUAAGCUGCCCUUACUUCAAAAACCCAAGUGCUAUCUGAAAUACCAGUCCCUGGUGGCUGAUAGAACACUUGUAACUUGAUUCCUGUGUUCUGGAAAUAUCAAACAAUGAUAGGUCAGCAUAUUUUAUUUCAUGGAGGUGUUUCAGUUAAAAUAACUUCCUAGCCUUCAACACAGCUAAUUUAAAAAAAAAAAAAACCUAGCUUACUUUGAAUAAUGUGGCAUUUUCCACUAAAUAUUGCCAGUUAAAGCUACUGUUACAUAUUGGAUAUUUAGCACUGACAGUGAACCCUUGCUGUAGUAAACAUUGGGCCCUCAAACUUAAAAGUGCUGUGUGUACCUUGUGGCCUGCAGCUUUAAUAUGUUUCUUUACCCAACCGUAAAAAAAUCAACUUUGGAAUAAGGUUAUUGAUAUCUUAAGUUCACAUUCAGGAUGUGAACAACCCUUCUUUAUUUGAAGGGGAAUGGGGAACUCUAAAAUGCUUAGACAAGUACUGGCUCUUGACAUUGCUUCUACACGUUGUGUUUUGGUGACUAUCAUUAGUGAGGUCAAUAGACUUUAUGUUCUUCUAUCAUUCAAAUACAGUAUGUAUCUAAGCUGUUACAGUAUUUAACUUUCCUACUUUUUUUUUUUACUGUUAAAGCUCUAUUACAUGUAUUGAUGUAUUUAACCUAUGAUUCUUGAUAUGGAUCUGGGACAAGUCAUGGCUAGAAGAACUGAAUAUUGGUCCCAUGUAUAAAACUUCUAUUGAGGAAAAGCUGCUUUUUGUAGUAAAGAUGCAUAUGUAUGGGGUCAGACAAUAGUAUUUAUGUAUUGCUUGGAGACUUGCUCAGUAUGUAUGCAGUGAAUAGAAAUAGCAUAACUGCCUGCUGAACAGGUGAUCUGAACAAACAUUUUAAUAGAUUCCAAUAAAAUGAUCAAUUAUGCAGAAAUCCA
Molecule: messenger RNA, 6774 nt
Organism: Numida meleagris (helmeted guineafowl)
Lineage: Eukaryota; Metazoa; Chordata; Aves; Galliformes; Numididae
Gene: PDP1
Product: pyruvate dehyrogenase phosphatase catalytic subunit 1
Exons: 2
Coding region: 2851-4458 (535 amino acids)
Biological process (GO): protein dephosphorylation
Molecular function (GO): cation binding; protein serine/threonine phosphatase activity
Source: RefSeq, a predicted model, not a curated record